UGAAAACUUCCGGCUGCGAUUUUUAAAAAUUAUUUUAUCAGUUUUUGUCAAAGUAUGCCAUAUUCUUGAACAAUGUUGCCUUAAUAUGGAUGUAACUAACGCACUUGUAUGGGACUUUGUCCAUACAAAGUCUGUAAAACGAGUUUUAACCCCUAUUGCAGCCCAGGUGUCGCAAUUGAUAAUUGUUAGUGAUGCAAGGGGGACAAAGGAGGAAGGGAGCUCUGUUAUGGAGUUUGCUACAGAAGUCUCAAAAGCAAUUGAGAGUUUGGUGCAGGCUGCCAAACAAAGUUCUCUCAAGCAACAGGAAUUAGAAGUUGAGCUGGCUAGGCCAUGUGACAGUGCAGUGAUGUCAGGAGAAAAUCUGAUCUUAGCAGCUCAGAGGUUACAAAUUGAGGGUUAUAGUCAACCAGCUUGUAAACAACUUAUAAGGACAGCCAAAGAGUUAUUAGAAUCAACCAUGAAGGUUCUACUUGUAAGUGACAGCUUUAUAGUAAAGGAGAUAACCCACAGUGCCCAUGCUACCUUAGAACGUCUAGCACUCCUGUCUUCAGUCAAAACAAUGAAAACACUACUGACAUGCUUUAAGGGAUUCACAGAAGCAGUUAUGGUUUUAACAAAAUUGGCCGAUAAACGUCAAAGGGAUUUACUUCAUCCUCGACAGAGGGAGCGAUUGAUAAUGUCGAUGACAGUGUUGAAGAAAUCCAUCCCACUCCUGAGCAAUGCUUUGCAGAGUUAUGUAAAGUACCCAAAUAAUCAACAAGCAAUCUCCACUAAAGAACACAUGAUAGGUGAGAUAAUCACAUGUAUUGAUGAGCUGAUAGAUGCUGUUGAAAACAGACUGUCGACAAGAGAUGAAACUGAACUUGAGGAGGUGGAGGAAAUUGGUCAUUUUGUCACAUAUUUAGACAAGAUGUUAUCUAUACUAAAGAGUGAUGACAACACAAAGAUGGCAGCACCUGAUGUAGAGGCUUAUCUCGAUGUGUUACUAAGACAUGCUAUGGCUGUUUCACACAUAUCCUCAGAGCAUCAUAGAAAUCUUAUCAUCACAUGCUGUCAAAGGGUGAUACGGCUCAAGGGUGGGAUGCUCCAACACCUGAAGAAUGUACAGCAUAAUCCAGACUUUGUAGAGCUUAGAAGUGACUAUGAUGACAGUUGUUCUAAUGUUGCUAUGGAGUUACAUGACCUUGAGCGCCAUGUGAACAAUGCUACACUGCACCAGGUAGUUGCCACAUUCAAAGAAACUACGCAACCUCUCGAUAGACUGGUCAGAGCAGCUCUUUCAACAGAUCAGACGAUACAGCGUUUACCAGAAAAAGAAUGUCAUGAUAUUUUGGAACCUUACAUCGAUCGUCUAAACUGCCAUUUUGAGCUAUCUAGCCAGGUGGCGCUACUAGUAGCUGCUAGUUCAACAGACACACAGCGAGUAAGAGAUAUCAGGAGUAGCGUGAAACAACUCGAGCUUUUAGAUCCUCAACUUGUACCUGCUGUGAUGUCAUGCCGUAGAGACCCCUUGAACAAAGUUGCUGUGAAGCAUCUAAAGACGUUGAAACAACUAUGGAACAAUGAGAUGAAUAUUUUAGUUGAGAGUAUUGAUCGAAUUACAGAUCCCAAUCUGUUUGUAAAUGUAACAGAAAAGCUUAUCAUGGAAGAAAUAGACACAUGUAGUCGUUUGAAGAAUGCAACAAGCUCCUCAGAGGUUCUACUGUUUAGUUAUGGUUUGACAGGAUUGGCUCACAGAGUGGUUGAUAUGGCGACACGGGUUGUAGAUCAUCAGGUAGACCCCAUCUAUCGCAAUGGUCUCAUGGUGUAUAUUAAUCAGUUAAAUAAAGUUAUUCCUGGUGUGAAAUCUACAUGUAAACAGCUCAGUGAGAACCUAGGUGAUAUUGGAUUACUGGGGACACUGAACAAACGUAGCAAGGCCUUGUUGAAUUGUGUGAAACAUAUUCGCCAGGGCCUAGAUGAGAAAUCCCAUCCAGAACUAAUGAGUGAACUCAGGCGAAAUGUGAGGAGUCCCGAAAACAUGCAGUUUUAUAAAGUUGCUGAUGUCGACAAUGAGAGUAUUGGAUACGAGUCUCUUAUCCAGAGCCCAACCCCUCCCACCAACAACAAAUUCUUAAGUGCUGCCUUGAUGACAUCACCAAGAACAUCACCACAUAAACUGAUGACAUCACCACAUAAAUCUGUGACAUCUCCACAGAAACUGAUAGCAUCACCACAUAAAGGUGUGAGGUUAUACCCUCAGGGGGAUGCAGACAGUGCUAUGUUUGCAGAUUUGUCGCUAUCCUUGGAAUCUCUAUCUGUAAAUAAAGGUGCCGGAGAGUCCAUUAGUCCUAUUAAAAAUGAAUUAAGCGAUAAACUGGUUCGGUGCUCUCUUAGUGGUAGUAAACGUGAGGUAGCUGUAUUGUGUAAUGACAUACUUAGUUCAGCAAAUAGUCUUGCGGAGACAGCAUCACAACUAGCUAUGUGUACAGAAAAUAUACAGGAUAAAAAAUUAUUAAAUGAUGAUGCAAGCCUGUUAACUAGCACAACAAGUGAGUUUGUACGACAGGCCAGUAGUGUGGCCACUGGGGAUGUAAACACUGUAGAACCACUACAUAAAACUGCUCACACAUGGGCCCAGAAGGUAUCAGACGUGAGUGGUAGAGUAGAACUGAUGACCAGGCAGUGGAGAGGAGUGGUGGAACGUGUCAUACAAGCCUCAACCAUGAAGAAUGUCCCCCUACUCACAACUGAGAUCCAUUCCAUAAACCAACACAAAAGUGUGAUUCAAGAAAUAGUUGCCAUAGUAACUGGUUGCCAAGCAGGAAGUGCAGAAUACACUGAGGCUCUGCAAGAAUACAUGAAUGACCUUGAGAACAUGACCUUCACCUUGACAACCAUGGCUGAUAUGGCCCUGAGGUCAGAUUCAGCAGAUGAGAUGACCAUAUUAGAGAGAACUGGGCGUGACUGGGUGACAAGGGUUCAUUGUAUCAUGGCAACCAUAGCAAGACAACAACGAAAUAUGGUGAUGAUGUUACCAGAGUUACACUUACAUUCCACUACAACUGAUGGACCUAUUCCCGUUUCAUCAUUCAUGCAUCUCACAUCAUCAAUGACUCCAGUUAUACAGGAAAUGUGUCAGGGAGACAUUCCAGAAGAGACAAGGAAGAAACUUGAUACACUGUCAGAAACCCUCUGUGGUAUUAUAGAGAAGCUUGGUGAUGUUGCUGGUUUGAUGGAGAGGCCUCCAACUGCAUUUCCAAGUCCUGACACCCAAUAUGCAGCUUACUCUAUGAAGGCCCUGCAGUGUCAAUGGAUAGACAAGGUUUUAGGAGCUUAUACUGUGCUUGAUGGACUGAUUGGAGAUGUCUGUGUUGUGUUAGACAGAUUACUAGGAGCAGCAAUAGCUGUGAAUACAGCUCAAGGAUCAGGAAAGAAGACAUUAGAACAGGAUUUUCUGAAAGUGUGUGACAACAUUUCCGCCACCAUGUUGAACAUAAAGACUAAGUCCACAGAAUGCAUCCAUCCUUCAUUGAAUCUUCCUGUUAAGAAUAAAGUCCGCAAUUGCUUAGACAUCAUGGGGCAGGUCACACCACAGUUAAUCACAGUGGCACAGGAAGUGGCAGUUUCACACAACGAUGUAAAUGUUGCAAAGUUUACUGAGUUGAGAAGAAGAUGGGGACAAAGAGCUCAGAUGUUGUUAAACAUUCUCUCAAAUAUGAAUGAUGUCAAUCCUGUCCAUAUACAAGAGGUCCAUGGCUUACUUAUGGCCAGGUCUCAACUACGACUGAGCAGUCCAAGAGACAGGAAAGUGGGCUUACCAGCUGGUGUAAAACCAUUAUCAAAUAUAACCAAUCAACCAGGUGACCAGAAUGCCAUCAAACAACCGGACCAAAGUUAUAGCACCAAAUUACAGGGUACCACAGAUAAGGAAAUACUUGCUGAUGGAGCCAGAACUACAUCAAAUGAAAAUACACCAAAGACUUGUGAAGCAUUAACGCUGUCAACAACAGAACCAUUUGUACGGAAGUCACAAUUUUCCAGCAAACUCUCACCCAAAGUUUCAUCAGAAUAUUCUCCCAUGAAGUCCAGGCCUAUAAGUAUGCCAUCAUUUAAAGUGGGCUCAGAUUCCCCAAUGAACAGAUCCACAGAAGAGAAUCCUAGUUUCUCAGAGUACCUCAAGUCACACAACUACUCUCCUGGAAAGAAGCUUGAUGACUCCUACUUCUCAGCUUUAACAAAUGCAGCGAAUAACCUAGAGCUAGAGGCUGACAAGUGGGAAGACUCCAACAAUGCUAUAGUAAGAGCAGCAAAGGCCAUGUCCAGUAGAAUGAAACAGAUGGCAGACUUUGUCAAAGGACAAGGUCCUAUUGUGAACAAAUCAGAUAUGAUUAGAACCAGUAGAGAGAUCAGCCAAGAUGCAGAAACCAUUGUCAAGUUUGCUAAGAGUGUAGCAAAGUACUGCCUUGAUGAAAGAUUUGCGAAGGAUCUGGAAGUGAUGGCUGACCAAAUCCCCACUCUGAGCACUCAGCUUAGCAUAAUAACCAGUGUGAAAUCAUCCACUGCUGGGGAUAGAGGCUCUGAUAAGACUUUGGUGAAGAAUGCCCAGAAUCUCAUGCUCUCCGUUGUAAGGACACUCAAAGCUGCAGAAGCUGCUUCCGUAAAGGGCCUAAGACAGCCCCCUGCACAUGAAGUUGAUGCAACACAAGCAAUAGUUUUAGCAUUCCAAUGGAAAAGAAAACUUGUAACGCAUCGUUUAAUUGAAGCAUCAAAUGCUGAUGUUGAUGAGCUUGGACUGAGAAUGGUCAGUCAGAAUAGAGGGCCCCCUUUACUCAGCCAGAUUGUGUUAAGAAGGUGAUCCCUUUAUGAGAAUUUGAUGAUAAAUUCAUGAAUGUAAAGAGGAAUCGUGGAUCAGAAUUAUUAAAUGUGAAGAUUAAAACACUGGAUCAGAAUUUAUAAAAUAUGGAUCAGGAAUUACUGAAUGUGAAGAAAAUCAUGUAUCGAAUUAUUAAAUGUGAAGAUUGAAACAGUGGAUCAGAAUUUCAUGAACGAGAAAAUAAAUUGUGGAUUAGAUUUCUUCAAUGUGAAGAUUAAUGUGGAUCAGAAUUAUUUAUUUGAAUGUGAAGAUAAAAAGUGGAUCGGAAUUAUUGAAUGCAAAGAUACUAGUAAACAGUGGAUCAGAAUAACUGA
Messenger RNA from Owenia fusiformis, 5169 nucleotides. NCBI's taxonomy places the organism in Eukaryota, Metazoa, Annelida, Polychaeta, Sabellida, Oweniidae. The record is from the annotation of a GenBank genome assembly.